CCAAAACACCACUUCAUUGAGCAUUAUCCUGAGAUGAUUAAGGCAUUUGGCCCACUGUCAGAUGUCUGGACAAUGCGUUUCGAGGGAAAACAUAAAUUCUUCAAGCGGGUCAUUCGUAAUGCACACAACUUCAGACAUGUGGCACUUACACUGGCUGUAAAGCAUCAGAAAAUGAUGGCUUACUGUUUGGACACAAGUUCGUUUUUCAAGCCCUCAGUUGAGCUGGACAAAGUUACCACAGCACUGAUCACAUCUUUCCCCGAGAAUGUCCAACAAGUUUUCUGCAAGAGAGUACCCCAGCUUACAAAGGUUCUGGUUGCAUCAUCAGUCUCUGUAGAUGGAAUUAGAUAUUGUGCUGAUAUGAUACUCUCUGUCGGUUCAUGUUCAGGCCUCCCAAAUUUCAAACAGAUCAAGCAGAUUGUGGCAAUAAACACAGAGAUCUUGUUUGUGUGCAAUACAAUGACGGCAUGGUACCAUGAACAUUUCAGAUCAUUUGAACUCUGUGGCAGCGCAAAUCCCUCUUUGUGUGUGGUGGAACUAAAAGAGCUGAAUGAUGUUUUCCCUCUGUCAGCAUACAGAUUUGGAGAAAAUUCAGCAGUGACACUCACUCGCUAUAUUCUGUGUUGAGAAACCACAAGUGUUGUCAGUACUAGCAUUGCUCUGGAUAGAGUCUAAAUGUAAGCCUAAUUGGUAAUUUUGUAUCUUUUUUGAUAAGCCAUAUGUUAAACUGAAUAUCUAUGUCUUUGUGUAUAUAUUUCUAAUAAGCUAUUUUUUUUAUUUCCAAGAUGGCAGCACACCAGAAGAUGACCUUGAGAGUAAUUUUCACAGAGACAGAUAUAAGAAAGGUUGUUCUGAAUACAAGACCUACUACAGUGGAGGAUUUGAUAGGCAAGCUUAAAGAAUCACUGGGACUUAAUUUCAACUUCAGUCUCCAGUACCAAGAUCCUGAAUUCAAUUAUGAAGUGUGCAAUCUGACAGAUAUCGAAGAUCUUCCUGAAAAACCAACAGUCAAGGUCAUCCCUCUACUUGAGUUGGUAUCUGUCUCAACAUCUGAAGAAAUUUUGAGUGGCACACCCAGUGUAGCAGAUACAGAGAUCCUCUCUACAUCCUCGCAGGAGCGACAGAAACAGUGGCCAGAUUGUUUUGAUAUCCCAGAUUUUUCUGUUGAUGUAGCAUAUAGACUUAGGCAAGCAGAUCUUCAGUUUCUUCGUGAUGGUACGCACCUGAAAGUAACAAAAGAGCUGAAACAUGAGAUUCUUGAAAGAUUGGCAGAGAGCAUGUAUAGUUACACAGCAUACCCAAAUAAUGCUCAGUUCGAAAGUGUUGCACAAGCCCUCAUAAGCAAGCACCCCUCUCUCCAGGAGCGAGGCUCAACCAGUCGCUGUAGCGGCUGGAAAAAUAGUCUAAAAUUUAAAAUGGCUAAUUACAGAACAAAGCGCAGAAGAUCAGGGUGCCUUGAUGUAGCAGUAAAUGCAGGGAAACGAGGAGGGCAUUCAACUGAAGGAGAACCAGCCAACAAGAACAUCAAGAAGGCAAAGAAAGGCGAGAUCAACUUCUUACCCAACUUUCCAGACGGAUUUAAUCAGGUAGCCCUUGAGGGUGCCCGCAAAGACUUGGUUAAUGAAAUGCAGAAGAGAACACCAAAUGGACAGCUUGUAAAAGAGAAGAUGGAUCUGACGUUUGCAUUGAGAAGAAAAGAGGUGGUGGAGUCAGAACCUGCCGUAUGUGAGAUGGUGGAACGUUGGCCUGCUCUUUUCACAGAAGAUCAGGUAUGCAUGGAGUUCAACAGGAUUGUUGGCAAGAAUCUCAAACAGGAAUUCUAUGAGAGCAUUGAUCGGCACAGUCCUCGUCUUAUCGAGAUUUUUCGAUCCAAGAGAGGGAACAUUGGCCAAAUGUUGACACAGCUUUCCCAACAAACAAAGACUGCAGAGCCAACUGAUAUUCGAACACUGGUGCUCAGAGGACUUCCUGUUAUCCUUGGUGACAACCCCACAGACUUCUACAAACCAGCCUUUGACUCAGAUGAUGAUGACUCUUUCCGCAACAUUGACAUUGGGAUCCUCCUUGUUGAACCUGAAGGUGCUGUGCCCUCAUCCUCCCUGCAUCUCAGUCCAGCCUCACUAAAAAUUGUCAUUGAGGGAGAAGUGGUGAUGGACAACAUUCAAGACCUGCCAAAAGCUAUGUGUCUUCUCUUUGGACUUGCAUAUGCAAUGCAUCUCAGUUACCCCAUUUCUAUGAAGUUCACGUUCCAGUUCAUCCAACAGGUAUUUCUUGAGCUGGGCCACGUUGAACUAAAACCAAAGUUACAAACAUUGAAAAACCAGCUUGCGAUGUAACGAAAUGUCUUGUGUGUUGUCAGUGAACAGUCAGGGGGUUGAAAAUAUACUCAAUGCAGAUGGAGUUGAUAAAGUUGCUCUUAUCUAAUGCAGUUCAGUGCAGCAGUACUGCCACAACUUUUAUUUCUUAAGAAAGUUUGUAAUGUUCAGCUUACAGUGUUAUAAGAGACAUCAGUGUCCAGCCACUUGUACUCUAAAAAACAGGAUUUAGAAGUGUAUGCUCAGGGCUCCAUAGUAAUAUUUAGUUGAUACAGUUAAAGGAAAAUUCAGCACUUUUCAUGUAAACGUCCAGUUUGUGUUGAUGGUAAAUGUAGUCAUUUGAAGCAGUAAAUUCAAAAUAAUGUAAUUCUUCCUCAACAGCAACAUUACUGCUUAUUUUACAGGUUUUUUCAGUCAAUAGCAGCACAGGAAUUUAUUGCUUCAGUUGAUUACAUUUACUAACAACACAGACUGUACAUUUACAUAAAACAUGCAAAAUCUUCCCUUAAACAUAGUUGAUCUGUUCAUUUUCCAAGUUGGAGAUUGUGUCCUAUUUUAAGGUGUCCAGUUUUUUCAAAAGGAUGCAAAUAUUUUUGUUGAAUGCUGCUGCAUUUGUAUUCCUUCUCUAAACAUGUUAGAAUUGAGUUCAAGCACAUAUGCCUAUUUUUACUUGCCUUUUGUAUGGCAAACUUUUUUUUGAAUGGCUACUGUUUUGAUACUUUUUUAUACUUCUGAAAAACAUGACAAACUACAGUUAAAAUUGUCUUUUGCGUAAGUAUUCUGCAA
Molecule: messenger RNA, 3101 nt
Organism: Archocentrus centrarchus (flier cichlid)
Lineage: Eukaryota; Metazoa; Chordata; Actinopteri; Cichliformes; Cichlidae
Exons: 4
Coding region: 786-2336 (516 amino acids)
Source: RefSeq, a predicted model, not a curated record